Molecule: messenger RNA, 1565 nt
Organism: Nicotiana attenuata
Lineage: Eukaryota; Viridiplantae; Streptophyta; Magnoliopsida; Solanales; Solanaceae
Product: probable (S)-N-methylcoclaurine 3'-hydroxylase isozyme 2
Exons: 2
Coding region: 1-1491 (496 amino acids)
Molecular function (GO): monooxygenase activity; oxidoreductase activity, acting on paired donors, with incorporation or reduction of molecular oxygen; heme binding
Source: RefSeq, a predicted model, not a curated record
AUGACUCAGUCAUAUCAAAUUCUUUUCCUGCUUCCACUUUUCCUCUUACCUUUUAUCUUUUUUCUCCUCAAACUUAACAAAUCAUCCAAAAUACCACAACUUCCACCAGGACCAAAACCAUGGCCAAUCCUAGGAAACAUUCUUCAUAUGGGCAAAAUGCCUCACAUAACUUUGACAACUUUUGCAAAAACUUAUGGUCCCCUUAUGUCUCUCAAACUUGGAACUAAAUGUCUAGUUGUUGGAUCAUCACCUUCUGCUGCUAUAGAAAUCCUUAAAACACAUGAUAAAAUCCUAUCUGGUAGACAUGUUCCAAAUGCAUUUCCAUUCAAAAAAUCAGAACUUGAAAAGUCAUCAAUAGGCUGGACUUCUGAAUGUAACAAUGAAUGGAGAUACUUAAGAACUUUAUGUAGAACUGAGCUUUUCUCAGGCAAAGUAUUGGAGUCUCAAGCUUGUUCGAGGGAGGAAAAGGCGAUAGAACUCGUAGAAUUCUUGAGAUCAAAAGAAGGUCAAGUGAUCAAUCUUGGAGAGUUAAUUUUUGCAACUGUGUUGAACAUGUUGAGUAAUGUAAUGAUAUCUCAAGAUAUUGUUAAGUUGGAGAAAGAAAUAGAAGAUGGUGGGACAAAAAGUCUAAUAAGGGAAGCAAUGGAAGUAGGCUCUGCUCCAAAUAUAUCUGAUUUUUAUCCAUUUUUGAGUAAACUUGAUCUUCAAGGUUUGCGCAGAAAAUCUAUGGUUUUAAUGUCAAAGAUUCGUUCUAAGACGUGGGAACGGAUUGUUAAGGAAAGAAGGAAAAGUAAAGAGACUGGUUCUACUAGCCAACAAGAUUUCUUGGAAACUCUCCUUAACAAUGGUUUUACCAAUGAUGCUAUCCAUCAACUAUUUAUGGAGUUAUUCACUGCUGGUACAGACACCACUACCUCAACAAUUGAGUGGGCGAUGGCAGAACUGAUUAAAUAUGAAGAGUCAAUGGAGAAACUUCAAGAUGAGCUCGGGAGAGAACUCAUCGAAAGUGAUUUCCCAAACGAAUCUAAACUGCUGCAGAUGUCCUAUAUUCAAGCAUGUGUAAAGGAAACACUUAGGUUGCAUCCUCCAGGUCCAUUUCUACUUCCACAUCGUGCUAUUGAAACAUGCCAAGUGAUGAGUUACACAAUUCCAAAAGACGCUCAAGUCUUGGUUAACAUAUGGGCCAUCGGGAGGGAUCCUACGAUAUGGAAAGAGCCAGAGAUGUUUCGACCACAAAGGUUUCUGAGUUCCAAUAUGGACUUCAAAGGGAAUGACUUUGAAUUCUUACCAUUCGGUUCAGGAAGGAGAAUAUGCCCAGGCCUACCUAUGGCUGCAAAAAGUGUUCCUUUAGUCCUUGCUUCACUUGUUCAUUUCUUUGAUUGGGAGCUUCCGAAUGGAAAAUGUUCCAUCGAUCUAGACAUGAACGAAAAGUUUGGAGUAACACUGCAGAAGAAAGAACCACUGCUUCUAAUUCCCAAAGCUAGAAAAUGAUAAUUGGGAUACUAUCAAUAUCUCUUAUGUGCGCUAUCUCCUGCAUUGUGCAUAAGCUCGCACGAUGAUACAGA